AAUCGUUUGAUCAGCGGAGACGCCGGGUUGAGCUUUUCAUUUCAAAGCCCGCACUUUCCCGAUACUUACAACCUCGGAGAAACACAUCACCAACACCUACCAUGUUGUGCUCCUCGUUCCGCUCAGCAACCGCCUCCCUGGGUCUGGGACGGCGAGCAGUUUCUACAAUUGCUCAAAAGUACUCCAAAGCUGUUUAUUCGGCUGCUCUUUCGAAAUCACCGCAAACGCUCACCAAGGUCCAGUCGGAAUUGAACGCCAUCUCUAAUGUCAUCAAGGAGGUGCCCGACCUCAAAGCGUUCGUCAGCAACCCAACGCUAUCUGCCAAGGAUCGCUCUGCGGGCCUCGCUGUCAUAUAUUCUCGUGCAGAAGGCUCCAAGAAGGAGCCUAAUGGUAGACUCGGAGAGACGCAAGGUGUUAUCGAGGGGUUCAAUGAGCUGGUUGCAAAGUACAAGGGAGAACUGGAAGUUGUUGUCACGUCUGCUACUCCUCUACCCAGGGAUUUGUCCUCCCGGUUGGAGACUAUCCUCAAGCAGUCUCAGACAGCUCAGCAGGCAAAGUCGCUGAAAAUCUCCAACAAGGUGAACCCGUCAGUCCUCGGCGGUAUUGUAGUGGACUUCGGCGACAAGAGCAUUGACCUCAGUGUCUCGUCGCGUGUCAACAAGCUCAACAAUGUUCUGCAGCAAUCCGUAUAGACACGCAUCUCAUAGAGGAGAUUGCCGGUGGCCGGGAUUCCCCAACCUCACAAAGAAAAGGAAAGCUUAGUCGAGUAUUUCUGUUCUUACCCAGCCAAUACAAUCGCACUUUAGAAAACAUG
This is a messenger RNA of Suillus fuscotomentosus, 814 nucleotides long. RefSeq names its product OSCP, subunit 5 of the stator stalk of mitochondrial F1F0 ATP synthase. Gene Ontology annotation, biological process: proton motive force-driven mitochondrial ATP synthesis. NCBI's taxonomy places the organism in Eukaryota, Fungi, Basidiomycota, Agaricomycetes, Boletales, Suillaceae. The annotation marks the transcript as partial. The record is from RefSeq and is a predicted model, not a curated record. The transcript has 4 exons. Gene Ontology annotation, molecular function: proton-transporting ATP synthase activity, rotational mechanism.